AUGAAGAAACUGAAACGCCAGACCGGCUCCGUCAUCGUCCACUUUGGCUUGCACAAGCUGCAGCUGAUCCACGAAGCGAAGAAGGUCUGCCCAGAUGUAGUCAUCGUCCUGGGCGAAGAUCUUACCCGCUUCCGGAAUGCUUCCAAAGAACUCUAUGCUUUCUUGCGAUCGUUUUCCUGGAACUCCCGUUGUGAACGACUAGGCUUUGAUGAGGCAGAGAAGGGCUACACGGCCACGGUUGGCAUCUCUACGAAUAAGCUUCUGGCAAAGCUUGUCGGCAACACAUAUAAGCCCAAUGCUCAAACUACACUGGUCCCGCCCUAUACGACUGAUGAAGACGAUGAGACUAUCGACAACGUGACUGCCUUCAUCGACGAUCACGAAGUCGGCAAGAUUCCCGGCAUAGGGUUCAAGAUAGCACAAAAGCUCCGAGCCCACUUACUGCAGAGGCCGGCAGAAUUUGAUGCUGGACUGGUGUAUGGUGGGACCAAAGAGGCUGUUCUUGCUCGCGAUGUAAGAACGCAUCCUGGAAUCGGUCCGGAGACGUUGGAGCGGAUACUCGGUGGUCCGGGCGUACCACAUGGCACCGGGACCAAAGUGUGGGGUCUACUGAACGGCUGUGACGACACAGAAGUAGGCCAAGCACGCGAAAUACCGCGUCAAAUCAGUAUAGAAGAUAGUUACAUGCGCUUAGACACCCUCGAAGCCGUGACCAAAGAGCUGCGCAUGCUAGCCAAGCGACUGCUCGAGCGAAUGCACACCGAUCUCCUAGAAGAAGAUGACGAUGCACACGACCUAUCCACGGCUCCCACUUCCGCCACCACUUCAAAGCCUAUGAAGCGCUGGCUCGCCCACCCGAAAACACUCCGACUAACAACCCGACCACGGCCGCCUCAAAACCCAGAUGGCACCCGCAAUCGGUCCUUUGCACGCAUAUCCAAAUCCGGACCCAUGCCAACGUUUGUCUUCAGCCUAAAAGACGACAAUAAUAAUACUAUGGAUGCCGUGGUUGAGAAACUGCUGUCCGAGACGUUGCUACCGCUGUUUCGCAAGCUGCAUCCGGAGAGGAAGGGAUGGAAUCUUAGUCUGGUUAAUGUUGCGGCGACGAAUAUGGCGGAUGCGGCGAGGGAGAGGGGUGGCGUGGGGAGGGAUAUUGGGAAGAUGUUUAAGAGGCAGGAUGAGGUGUUGAGGCAGUGGAGGGUUGAUGAUGAGGUGGUGAGUGAAGAACAGGUUCAAGUUGAAGCAUCUUCAUCACCAGAUGAAGCGCCUUGGUUGCAAGAAGCAAGGCGGCAACGACGGGAAUAUAUGAUGGACGAAGAGCCAUUCAUACCUGAAGAAGACUGGGUGAGUGAACAGCAGCCUCAAGUUGAAGCGUCUCCAUCACCAGACGAAGCGCCCUGGUUGGCAGCAGCGCGACAGCAACGCCUAGAAUACAUGAGAGACGAAGAGCCAUCCAUACUCGAAGACGAUUUCGUCAGUGAACAGCAGGCUCAAGUUGAAGAAGAUCUCGUGAGCGAAGAGCAUGUUCAAGUCGAAGAAGAUUUCACGAGUGAACAGCAACCUCAAAUCGAAGCUUCUCCAUCACCAGACGAACCGCCCUGGUUACAAUCAGCGCGCCAGCAACGCCUAGAAUACAUGAUGGAUGAGGCCUGGCCGACAGGUGAGAUUAUACACAGGCAAGGUUCUGAGGAUUUGCCUACUUCGUCACAGAAAAUCGGGUCGCCCGUGGAGGAUGAAGAUAUCUGGGAAGAGGAUGAAGAAGAUAUGACAGAUGCCGAUUCUUUUCGCUGUGAGGAGUGUGGUGCUGUUAUGCCGAGUUUUGCUAUGGGUGCGCAUUGGAGGUGGCAUGGUAUGAUGGAGUAG
Messenger RNA from Alternaria infectoria, 1863 nucleotides. RefSeq lists its product as uncharacterized. The transcript has 3 exons. The record is from RefSeq and is a predicted model, not a curated record. Gene Ontology annotation, biological process: translesion synthesis. Lineage: Eukaryota; Fungi; Ascomycota; Dothideomycetes; Pleosporales; Pleosporaceae. Gene Ontology annotation, molecular function: DNA-directed DNA polymerase activity; damaged DNA binding. Bases 1 to 1863 code for a protein of 620 amino acids.